AUGGAAGUCAUCGUUGAACUUCUAGUGCACCGUCAGCGAAGUCAUAGUACGUCAACACUGCCAAAUGAAACGGUGUUAUGCGAGGAUUUUGAUGCGACUUUGAAGGGUGGAGAUGAUGCGAAUAUGUAUGGUUCGCAUAGCAGUGUAAUACUCUCGGAGAUUGUUGCCAGUUGUCCGGAACCGGAAGCGACCAACUCUGAGUUGUUGACAGAUUUCGAACUGCGAAAAACAAGAUCGGUGGCCAGUUUCAGUGGUCCUUCAUCGGAAAUGAGCAGCGAAAAAGGCGAUAACUUAGAUUCGAGAGUUGUUGAGACAUUAAUCAUACCAUCGGAAACAACUUCAAUGAAUUCAGUAACACUCUCUUCAUCGCCACAAAACGUCAGCGUCGAAAAUUUCCUGCGAGAAGGCGAUAAAAAUAUCGACAAAAAAGUGAAUCCAUCGCAGUCUAUGUCAACGAAUCAGCUCAUCACACAAAUGAAAUCAUCGAGUGUUUCGAAUCUAUCAGUACGAGACGAUGAAGUGCUCUCGUCUCCGAAGGGUGACUUUCUCAAGGAUAAUAGCAGACCUGCAUCUCGUCGUGAGCGAAUACAA
Messenger RNA from Anisakis simplex (herring worm), 591 nucleotides. The record is from the annotation of a GenBank genome assembly. NCBI's taxonomy places the organism in Eukaryota, Metazoa, Nematoda, Chromadorea, Rhabditida, Anisakidae.